AUGUCCGGCUAUUUCUCCAACUGUCGUUCAAAUUUCCUUACAGGUAAAUCGGCUCUUCUGGUUCUCGAUUGUCCGGACAGUACAGUAGCUAGAAAUUUUGGUUACGGUCUCGGUGGAAAUCGUGUUGAAGGUAUUGCUGACGGUUUUGCUGAAGUUCUUGCUGGAGAUCGCGCUCGAGCUCUUGCUGGAGAUCGCGCUCGUGGUCUCGCUGGUAAUCACGCUCGUGAUAUUGGUGGAGAUCGCGCUCAUGGCCUUGCUGGAGAUCGCGCUCGUGGUCUCGCUCGAAAUCGCGCUGAGGGCAUUGCUGAAGAUCGCGCUCGUGGUCUUGCUGGUUAUCGCGCUCCUGGUCUUGCUGGAUAUCGCGCUCCUGGUCUUGCUGGAUAUCGCGCUCCCGGUCUUGCUGGAGAUCGUGCUCGUGGUCUUGCUGGUUAUCGCGCUCCAGGUCUUGCUGGAGAUCGCGCUCGUGGUCUUGCUGGAUAUCGCGCUCCUGGUCUUGCUGGAGAUCGCGCUCCUGGUCUUGGUGGAUAUCGCGCUCCCGGUCUUGCUGGAUAUCGCGCUCCUGGUCUUGCUGGAUAUCGCGCUCCCGGUCUUGCUGGAGAUCGUGCUCGUGGUCUUGCUGGUUAUCGCGCUCCAGGUCUUGCUGGAGAUCGCGCUCGUGGUCUUGCUGGAUAUCGCGCUCCUGGUCUUGCUGGAGAUCGCGCUCAUGGCCUUGCUGGAGAUCGCGCUCGUGGUCUCGCUCGAAAUCGCGCUGAGGGCAUUGCUGAAGAUCGCGCUCGUGGUCUUGCUGGUUAUCGCGCUCCUGGUCUUGCUGGAUAUCGCGCUCCUGGUCUUGCUGGAUAUCGCGCUCCCGGUCUUGCUGGAGAUCGUGCUCGUGGUCUUGCUGGUUAUCGCGCUCCAGGUCUUGCUGAAGAUCGCGCUCGUGGUCUUGCUGGUUAUCGCGCUCCUGGUCUUGCUGGAUAUCGCGCUCCUGGUCUUGCUGGAUAUCGCGCUCCCGGUCUUGCUGGAGAUCGUGCUCGUGGUCUUGCUGGUUAUCGCGCUCCAGGUCUUGCUGGAUAUCGUGCUCGUGGUCUUGCUGGUUAUCGCGCUCCUGGUCUUGCUGGAGAUCGCGCUCCUGGUCUUGGUGGAUAUCACGCUCCUGGUCUUGCUGGAUAUCGCGCUCCUGGUCUUGCUGGGAAUCGCGCUGACGGUAUUGCUGGGGGUUUUACUGGAGAUCGCGCUCGUGGUCUUGCUGGAGAUCGCGCUCAUGGUCUUGCUGGAGAUCACGCUCGUGGUCUCACUGGAAAUCACGCUCGUGAUCUUGGUGGAGAUCGCGCUCAUGGUCUUGCUGGAGAUCACGCUCGUGGUCUCACUGGAAAUCACGCUCGUGGUCUUGCUGGUUAUCGCGCUCCUGGUCUUGCUGGAGAUCGCGCUCCUGGUCUUGCUGGAUAUCACGCUCCUGGUCUUGCUGGAUAUCGCGCUCCUGGUCUUGCUGGAUAUCGCGCUCCUGUUCUUGCUGGAGAUCGCGCUCCUGGUCUUGCUGGAGAUCGCGCUCCUGGUCUUGCUGGAUAUCGCGCUCCUGGUCUUGCUGGAUAUCGCGCUCCUGGUCUUGCUAGAUAUCGCGCUCCUGGUCUUGCUGGUUAUCGCGCUCCUGGUCUUGCUGGAUAUCGCGCUCCUGGUCUUGCUGGAUAUCGCGCUCCCGGUCUUGCUGGAGAUCGUGCUCGUGGUCUUGCUGGUUAUCGCGCUCCAGGUCUUGCUGGAGAUCGCGCUCGUGGUCUUGCUGGAUAUCGCGCUCCCGGUCUUAAUGGAGAUCGUGCUCGUGGUCUUGCUGGUUAUCGCGCUCCUGGUCUUGCUGGAGAUCGCGCUCCUGGUCUUGCUGGAUAUCACGCUCCUGGUCUUGCUGGAUAUCGCGCUCCUGGUCUUGCUGGGAAUCGCGCUGAUGGUAUUGCUGGGGGUUUUACUGGAGAUCGCACUCGUGGUCUUGCUGGAGAUCGCGCUCAUGGUCUUGCUGGAGAUCGCGCUCGUGGUCUCACUGGAAAUCACGCUCGUAAUCUUGGUGGAGAUCGCGCUCAUGGUCUUGCUGGAGAUCGCGCUCAUGGUCUUGCUGGAGAUCGCGCUCGUGGUCUUGCUCGAUAUCGCGCUCGCUGUCUCGCUCGAAAUCAAGCUGAGGGUAUUGCUGUCUUGCUGAAGAUUGCUCUAAAGGUUAUUGUGAGUGAGAUAUUCAGUAAGACAGCCAGCGAGAUGCUUAAUUAUACAACCAAGAACAUGAUUAAAAGCCAGACCGUUAUUGAAAUUCCUAGAAAGAUGUACUGUAAGAUAGUCAGCAAUUUAAUAGGCAUGAUAACCAAAAUGAUAUUUAGCAAUAUGAACAUCAAGAUAUUCAGUGAAAAAUGA
Microplitis mediator is the source of this 2370-nucleotide messenger RNA. RefSeq names its product ice nucleation protein-like. The record is from RefSeq and is a predicted model, not a curated record. NCBI's taxonomy places the organism in Eukaryota, Metazoa, Arthropoda, Insecta, Hymenoptera, Braconidae. Bases 1 to 2370 code for a protein of 789 amino acids. The transcript has 4 exons.